AAGGGUUAUAAUAAUUGCGUCGCCCUGCGGAUCAAGACAGAAGAAUGAUUUUUUGAUUUGCAUAGAAAGGCACAACAUAACAAAAUUCAUCGGGAGGGAUCAUCUAUACGUAACAGGUAAAGUUCUGAGCCCAGGUAGAAACCGAAAUUACGGAAAGCCAGCUCCGAAGAACCGGCUCAGGCCACAAAAUGCUUAGUAUGGAGCUAACAGUGAAAGUGACAAGUUGUGAAGGAGGAAAAUAACUGAUCAAAAUGUAUUCAACGAGAUUAUUCUGCGUGAUUCUGUUCUUUCUGGUUGCCACGCGAUCAAGCAGCGCAUUUCCCAUAUUGGAUUAUUUUAAUUACGACAUAGCGCCAAGUGCAAGGGAUGGCGAACAACCGUCGGCAACUAUGAUGGAACUGAGCCAGUACAGAUCAUUGCUACAUUUUGAUACGUUCAUUCCGGUGAUGAAGAUCAUUUUGGCGCCCAUCGGUCGCAUGAUGCAACCCAUGAUCGAACAGUGGAUCGAGGACUACUUCGGAGCGUACAUCGACUCAAUCGGCCGGGCAGUGGAGAACAUUUCUCGCUUUGCAACGGAUAACAUAUCCUUCCAGCCGGGCGAUACCUAUUACACGAAGGAUGACCUUCUCAACGGAUACGGAUACAACUCACUGAUCAUUAAUCUGCCGUCGGGAAAAACAGUUACCGUGUUGACACACAGGUCCAGCAGCAAGCUGAAUAUUUUGGAUGAGUUUCCCCAGCUCUCGGAGGCGUUCAAUGAAGUGAGAAAGCUCAAUUAGGCACGUUGAAAUUGGAAAGAUUGAACGGGUGACGAAUAGUAUAGGGCAAUAGUAUGCAGAUUAUUUAUUUAUUUAUUUAAUAACAGUAAGUAUAUCGACAGAAAGCGUUCAAAAUAUAAUGUAAAAUGCAUAACAAAUAAAAGCGUAACAUAACA
Molecule: messenger RNA, 934 nt
Organism: Toxorhynchites rutilus septentrionalis
Lineage: Eukaryota; Metazoa; Arthropoda; Insecta; Diptera; Culicidae
Exons: 2
Coding region: 252-779 (175 amino acids)
Source: RefSeq, a predicted model, not a curated record